GAAUAAGGUACUUUUCUACGAGUGUAGCGUUUUCGCAGCUAAAAGCUAGUGAUGAUAAUCUUUUAGUUAUAUUAACUUUUGUAAAUUGGUCGUUUUCCGCAGUGGAAAAAGUCGCAAAAACAUUCAUCCAGACGUGUAGAAGUGCAAUAUCCUAAAAUAAUCUUAUUUGAAGCAUUAUAAUGCGUCCAGUUUUACAGUAAAAGCGGAUGGUGAGCGAUGGCGAGAGUACGGUGAUAGAUUUUUGGUGUUAAAUUUUGCUCCGUGUCAUCACCGACUUAAUCGUCGACUACGUCUAAGAAAGACAAAAACCAUUUUGUUUCGCCGUUUUACGUGUUAUUAUAACUAAAUAUUCGAUUAUCUCGAAGGAUUGAUGAGGAAAUAUAUUGUCAUUGACUGACCGGCUGAUAUUACACGAGGCUUGUAUGUAUAUGUGACUUCUCCCUGCUGCUAUUCGUGACACGCCUCAGAAAAUAAAGAUAAAUUUGUGAAUCGAACUGUUCGUUUUUGUUAUUGUGUCAUUUUAGUGUUAUAGUUGUUUUAAAAUUACGUAACUAUUGUGGAAUCUUGAAGUGUAUAAAGAAUGGCCUGAGUGUGACCAUUCCAUUACCGUCAUGUGUGACGAAGGAAUGUUUGUUUAGGCUCUAAUAUUGUGCUGCGACCUUACGGGAAGUGCGCGUUCGUCUCGUGAACUGGGUCGGAUCAUGAAUCUGCCCGAAUCAAAACAAGUUACGCAUUGAUCGCCGUCUACUAUUGUCAUUCGGGACACUUAUAAACUAUCAAAAUGUCUUCGGGAACGUUUGUGGACAGGAUCGAUCCUUUCGCGAAGCGAUCUCUGAAGAAGAAAACGAAGAAGUCGCAAGGCUCGUCACGGUACCGCAACACGCAGGACGUGGAGCUGCAGGCGCUGCCGCUGCUCAAAGAUGUCCCUAGCAGUGAGCAAGAAGAGUUAUUUAUACGUAAACUGCGGCAGUGCUGUGUAGCAUUUGACUUCAUGGAUCCCGUAGCGGACCUGAAGGGGAAGGAGAUCAAGCGUGCUACUCUCAAUGAGCUGGUGGAGUACAUCACCGGCGGCCGCGGGGUGCUAACUGAGCCUGUCUAUCCAGAAAUUAUAAAAAUGAUAUCGGCGAACCUGUUCCGCACUCUGCCGCCGAGCGACAAUCCCGACUUCGACCCGGAGGAGGACGACCCGACCCUGGAGGCGUCGUGGCCGCACCUGCAGCUGGUCUACGAGUUCUUCCUGCGCUUCCUCGAGUCCACCGACUUUCAGCCCACUAUUGGCAAGAAGGUCAUUGACCAGAAAUUCGUCUUGCAGCUGCUAGACCUGUUCGACUCGGAGGACCCGCGCGAGCGCGACUUCCUCAAGACCGUGCUGCACCGCAUCUACGGCAAGUUCCUCGGGCUGCGCGCCUUCAUCAGGAAACAGAUCAACAACAUAUUCCUGCGGUUCGUCUACGAGACCGAGCACUUUAACGGCGUCGGGGAACUGUUAGAAAUAUUGGGAAGCAUAAUCAACGGUUUCGCGCUGCCGCUGAAGAGCGAGCACAAGCAGUUCCUGGUGAAGGUGCUGCUGCCGCUGCACAAGGUCAAGUGCCUGUCGCUGUACCACGCGCAGCUCGCCUACUGCGUGGUGCAGUUCCUCGAGAAGGACGCCACGCUCACCGAGCCCGUCGUGCGCGGCCUGCUCAAGUUCUGGCCCAAGACCUGCUCACAGAAGGAGGUGAUGUUUUUGGGCGAGAUAGAAGAGAUAUUAGAUGUGAUUGAGCCUGCGCAAUUUGCGAAAAUACAGGAGCCCCUCUUCAGACAGAUAGCAAAAUGCGUAUCUAGUCCACACUUUCAGGUGGCGGAGAGGGCGCUCUACUUCUGGAACAACGAGUACAUAAUGUCGCUGAUGGAGGAGAACAACCACGUGAUCAUGCCGAUCAUGUUCCCGUCGCUGUACCGCAUGAGCAAGGAGCACUGGAACCAGACCAUCGUGGCGCUCGUCUACAACGUGCUCAAGACCUUCAUGGAGAUGAACUCGAAGCUCUUUGACGAACUCACCGCCAGCUAUAAGGCGGAACGGCAGAAAGAGAAGAAGCGCGAGAAGGAGCGCGACGAGCUGUGGAAGCGGCUGGGCGAGCUGGAGAUCAGCUCCCGCGGCGCCGCGGUGGCGCCCGCCAAGUGAUGCGCUCCGUGGGACACUAGCGCAGCCCUCCAGUGUUAGACUAAUACGCGAUCGAUUUUAUCCAAGUUAUGUAUUCAUAUUUUCUAUUCGAUUACAUUUUUGUUAAUGACGUUAUUAAUUUUUUAUACCUCCGUCUCGGUCCGCGCCGGGCGCCGGCCGCGACUCCGUCGUCGCUGUACUAGUAUUUUAUAUACGUUUAUUUAGGGCCCUAGUUUACGUUAGGAUUUUUUAAUAUUGUUAAAUUGUUUAAAUAAGUAAAGUUGUAUGUAUUAUUGAUACACGAUCGAUUGUACCGCAUUUCGUAUCACCGGCGAUUAUUGUAUUAUUCGGGCACCCGGCUCUGCCGGAUAUGAUUGUACAAAAUGACUAGGGAAAUUUGAAAUUGUAAUAAUGUUUAGUGCCGGGCGUCGCCGCCGGCGCCGCGAGUAGAUUGUUGUAUGAAAUUUUCAUUUCGAAUUAGAUGCUCGUUUCCAAAAGAUGUAAUUUCGUCAUACUAUCAUUUUGUAUAGUUACAUAGUGUAAAUAGGCAUUUAUUUAUUUUAAAUUUAUAGCAGUGUGAUUUUUAUACCUAGCUGCGGGAGUGUGGCGCUGUAAUCGGACAGGUCGGAGCGAACGGAGACACCGCGUAUCAUGCGUACAGCCGAUAAAAUUAAAUCGUUCAUUUGAUCAUAUUGGAGUAGAACAAUGAUUAAAGUAGAUAUAAUAAUUUUUAAGGGAAUAGUCAUUAAUUUGUAUGAUAUUACUGUAGCCUUAAUAUUUUUUCUAUCAUCACUCGAGCGCCGGGUCACAGUACAUUCAUAGCUUAAGGCGGCCACCGACGAACGUCGCGUGAAGCCACGCGUCCACACCUGUUGUCGGUGGUGGCCCGCAGCGCGCAGGCGCAGUAAGCUACGCACGUCCACUGUGGCCGGCCCCGGGCGACCGCGGCCGCUCGUACACACCGAGCACGAGAGCCGCGCGCGCUGUGCGUAUGUAUGUAUGUACACUAUGGAGAUGUUUGUUAUGUAAAAUGUAUUAACAUUACAAAAAUUAUAUAUGAUACUUAUAUAUAAAUUACUAUUAUAGAACACAGUAUGAAAAUAAAAACAAGUUGACUUCACAUGUAUAUUGUCGUUGAAUUCUUUAAGUAUAAUAUGUAAGCGUAGGCGCCCCGCGGCGGCCUAGGCCCUGGCGGGCCUCCGGCCUCGUCUCGGCCCCGGCCCGGCUCGGCCUCGGCCCCGGCUCGGCCUCGAGGCCCGCCCCGGCCCGGCCCGCCUCCCGCCUCGUCGCACUGUGUCCCGGAGCUAACGAUCCCUUAGCCCUAGUGCCCAUACUCGGUUAACGUAAAUGCGUUGGAAAUACACAACAAAUUUUCACAUU
This is a messenger RNA of Cydia fagiglandana, 3523 nucleotides long. It is a transcript of the gene wdb, whose product is annotated as serine/threonine-protein phosphatase 2A 56 kDa regulatory subunit epsilon isoform. Gene Ontology annotation, molecular function: protein phosphatase activator activity. NCBI's taxonomy places the organism in Eukaryota, Metazoa, Arthropoda, Insecta, Lepidoptera, Tortricidae. Gene Ontology annotation, cellular component: nucleus; protein phosphatase type 2A complex; cytosol. The record is from RefSeq and is a predicted model, not a curated record. The transcript has 8 exons. Bases 782 to 2164 code for a protein of 460 amino acids. Gene Ontology annotation, biological process: protein dephosphorylation; signal transduction.